Cinclus cinclus is the source of this 2373-nucleotide messenger RNA. RefSeq names its product fibronectin type III and SPRY domain containing 2 (gene FSD2). NCBI's taxonomy places the organism in Eukaryota, Metazoa, Chordata, Aves, Passeriformes, Cinclidae. The transcript is spliced from 12 exons. The record is from RefSeq and is a predicted model, not a curated record. Gene Ontology annotation, molecular function: protein binding. The coding region runs from base 1 to 2373 and encodes 790 amino acids.
AUGUCAUCCAGAUCUGGCAGCACGAGAGGCUAUGAGACCAGUGGCCAGUCACACGAUCAUUCAGCUUCCCCACCAAUCCCAGAGUCUAGUGACACUGAGACUGAAGGUUUGAUAUUUUAUCACAUGGAUCUUUAUGGAUCAAAGGAGAGGUUUGAUAUCUUUCCUGAAGAGCUCUCUGGUCGAGGAGACAGGUCUCUGGGGGAUACGAGAAGGGAAUCUGCAGUGAGUAGUGAAAAAGUUCAGCGCCCACAAGAAGUUGGCUAUGACUUGGAAAAGGAGGUUGCAGAGUUGGCUAAGAUGUAUGGACUUGAUGAGGAUAGAGAAAAAGAGCUUGAGCUUCUUGGAGGACAUCUGGAGAAGGUGGAGAGCAGAUGGCCACCUGCUCGCACAGAAAAAGCAGGAUCACAAGGCUCCAUCUAUAACACAUCAAAAAGCAGCUCUUCAGUGAAAGAUCCAAAUCAAAGCACAAAGCAACAAAGACUUCCUGAUGAGGUUUCUCAAGGUGAAAAUCAGAGCAAAGCCAGAGCAGAUGAUGAAGCUGAGAACAACAUAUGGUCCAGAGGGGGGCUAAGCAGUGGUGGCAUGUCAGAUGAGUGGAACAGUGAGGCUGCCAGUGAGGAGGAGGAAGAAGAGGAAGAAGCAGCAGAUGUUUUUUGUUCUACCUGCAAGAUACCAAUCCGAGCUUUUGACAAACUAUUUGGUGAACACAAGGAUCACGAGGUUGCUCAGCUCCCCAGUGCUGUGGAAAGUGAAAAGGAGGAGAUCCAUAAAAACAUGUGCAAGUUGCAAGAACAGAUUGCUCAGAUGGAAAAUGUUGCCAGCCAUUUGGAGGAAAUCUUCAUCACUGUAGAGGAAAAUUUUGGGAGGCAGGAGCAGAACUUUGAGGUGCAUUACAAUGAUGCAGUGCAAGUGCUUGCUCAGAAAUAUGAAGAGCAGCUGGAAGCACUGGGAGAAGAGAAGAGAGAGAAGCUGGAAGCUCUGUAUGAGCAGCUGGUCAGUUGUGGGAAAGACCUUGACACCUGCAAGGAGCUGACAGAUGAAACCCAGGAGCUUCUCCUGGAAAAUGACAAAGCUGAAUUUAUGAAGGCAGCAGUAACCAUGGUUGACAGGCUGGAAGAAUUCUUAAAGAAAGAAGUGGAUUUAGAGCUUUCAAUGCUGCCAGACUUUGAGGAGCGAGUCAUAGAUGUCUCUGAAGUUGAACAACUAAUGAACUCCAUUAAUGCUAUUCCAGCUCCUUGUGCCCCUGUGAUCAAUCCCCAGGCUCCCAGUGCAGCAACUGGCACUUCACUGAGAGUUUGCUGGGGCCUGUUCUCAGAUGACACUGUGGAGUGCUACCAGCUGUGCUACAAACCAGUGAGCAGUGAGAGGCACAGUGAUGGGCAAGCAGAGCAUACACUAAAAGUCAAAGAAACAUACUGCACCAUUACUGACCUGUUGCCAAAUACACAGUAUGAAUUUUGGGUCAGUGCUUUAAAUGCCUCCGGUAUCAGUCCACCGAGUGAAAGAGCAGUUUAUGUAACAGCUCCUUCACCACCUACCAUAAAGAAUAAAAAGAUCCAAAGCUGUGAAAAUGCAGUACUGGUGUGCUGGGAAUCCAGAGACAUCAACCCUGUUGAUUCCUACACGGUUGAAUUGUCUAAGCUGACAGAUGAAGAACAUGAUGAUAUUAUUACUGAAUCUAUUGUUGGGAUCCCUAACUGUGAAGUCCUAAUUCACCUCCAGCCAACACAAAAGUAUCACAUCUGUGUCAGAGCUCAAAACCUGGGUGGCUCCAGUGAAAGAAGUGAACCUGUCCUGAUACACACCACAGGCACCUGCUUCUACCUUAAUGAGGACACAGCCCAUCCUUUGCUGGCAAUUCUAGAUGAUGGAUUUACCAUUUCAUGUGAUGAACUGGAAAACCCAGAGUGUGAUCUGCCUGUCUAUGAUAACAGCUUUACAAGAUGUAUUGCAAUCCUGGGCAGUCUGAUCCCAUUUCCAGGAAAGCAUUACUGGGAGGUAGAAGUUGAGGAAGACACAGAGUACAGAACUGGUGUGGCUUUUGAGAACACUCCAAGACAUGGGCACCUGGGGGCAAACAACUCAUCCUGGUGUAUGAGGCACAUCAUCACACCCUCAAGGCACAAGUAUGAAUUCCUGCACAGCGGGACAACACCUGACAUCAGAAUUACUAUUCCCCCCAGAAGGAUUGGCAUCCUGCUGGACUAUGAGAACUGCAGACUGUCAUUUUUCAAUGCAGAUAUUGGCCAGCAUCUUCACACAUUCAACUCACACUUCCAGCAUUAUGUCCACCCCUGCUUUGCACUGGAAACACCUGGUAUCUUAAGGAUACAUACUGGAAUUACAACACCCCCAUGGACUGCCAUGCCAUAA